This is a messenger RNA of Penicillium subrubescens, 318 nucleotides long. RefSeq names its product phosphotransferase enzyme family protein. Lineage: Eukaryota; Fungi; Ascomycota; Eurotiomycetes; Eurotiales; Aspergillaceae. The record is from RefSeq and is a predicted model, not a curated record. The coding region runs from base 1 to 318 and encodes 105 amino acids. The transcript is spliced from 2 exons.
AUGCCAAGAUUUCGCUUUUUCCAGGAUGUCCUUCAGGAUUGCGAGAACAGCAAAAUCAAAGGCGGAUCCUUGUCACAAUCUCAGCGUCUUUCACUUAGUAUAACGAACUCAUUCGAGACUGGAUUAUUUUGGAUUUGCCUUGCUUUACGGCAUAGUUCUAUGUUUUUUGGCCCUUUUACAACGAUGGAGGAUCGAUUAUGUCUGCUGAGUGCUGAAGAGUGUCUCAACAAUGAACCCUUUGUUGAAAAGAAAAUGCGCGAGGCAACUGAGGGCAUAUUAGAAUCUCAUUAUAGCAUUGAUGAACUAGUUGAUCUUUAA